AUCACCAACACUCAGUCAGUCACCGCGUACACCCGGCCACUCUCCACUACCGAUACCACCCUCACGCACUCCCUCAACCUCCCCAUCAAGAAAAGGAUUCAUCUUUCACAGCAAUGCCACGAAGACUUACUCAAGAACAGAUCAAAGAGGCCAAGGAAUGCUUCUCUGUCUACGGUCGUCAGGAGAAGAUACCCAUUGAUCAGUUAGGCAACGCUCUCCGCUCCCUAGGCAUCAACCCUUCCAACUCUGAAAUCAAUGAUCUUAUACAGGAGAUCGGCGCCCCUUCAGCAGUUAACUUCGAUACGUUUAUGUCGCUGUUAUCUAAGGACUUCCCCGUCGAAUCCGCUGAAGAGAUACGGGAGGCCUUCGGGGUCUUCGACAAGGACGGUAACGGCAGCAUCUCGGCCACGGAGCUGAAGCACGUCCUCAUGACCAUGGGGGAGAAGCUGACGCAGGAGGAGGUGGACAUUAUGAUCCGGGAGGCAGACAUUGAUGGCGAGGGACAUAUCUACUAUGACCAGUUCAUCCACAUGAUGACCGCCACCAAGUAAUAGGGGAGGGAGAGGGUGGGUGAUGUCGGCCUCUGAAGUAAGUAAGAAAGGUGACAUCAGGUCUUUGCAAAGUGAGGGAACGGUAACAUCAGACCUUUACAAAGUGAGGGAAAGGUGACAUCAGGCCUUUACAAAGUGAAAGGUGACAUCAGACCUUUGCAAAGUGAGGGAAAUGUGACAUCAGGCCUUUACAAAGUGAGGGAAAGGUGACUUCGGUUAUUUAAAUAUAAGAUGAGAACAACAGCUGGUCUUGUAAUGUAUAAGGGAAAAUAUAUCAUGAAUAAUCAUUUAAGGUUAAAAUGGAUGUUAAUAACUAGCCCGAUAAUAAUUAGUGACGAAAAAAAUUAGUAAACAGUCAUAAACACAUACUAAUUAACCCUUUGAGGACGAAGGGGUUAAACCAUCGUCGUAAUAAGGAUAAACAAUUCAGAAUCACCCGCAGAAAGUGUAUUUAUUCAGCCUUGUUACAAUAUAUUUGUACUUUAGCAACAAUAGAGGUAUUUAAGACAAUUUUAAUGUGCAAAUAUCUAUGUUCUAUAUUUUACCUUUUUUAAACUUGUAUUGUUGUAAACUUAUUGAAGUAGAAUUAUAUUAAAAGUUAGUGUAAUAUU
Messenger RNA from Homarus americanus (American lobster), 1162 nucleotides. Its product is annotated as calmodulin-like. Lineage: Eukaryota; Metazoa; Arthropoda; Malacostraca; Decapoda; Nephropidae. Gene Ontology annotation, molecular function: calcium ion binding. The coding region runs from base 114 to 551 and encodes 145 amino acids. The record is from RefSeq and is a predicted model, not a curated record. The transcript has 3 exons. Gene Ontology annotation, cellular component: myosin II complex.